AUGGAAAAGGACGGGCGCUCUGCCACCAUCACGGCCCCCAGCGGCCCAGCGCAGCAGCGGGCGCUGAACAACUCGCUGCGGGACUCCGAGUUGCCGCCCGACGUGUCCCUGGUCGAGUGCCACGGGACUGGCACGGCACUGGGGGAUCCCAUUGAGGUCGGCGCACAAGAGAAGAUCUACGGUAAAGACCGGGCAGAUCAAGACCAGCUGAUUCUGGCUGCGGUGAAAUCCGUGAUUGCGCACUUGGAGGGCGCGGCGGGCGUGGCUGGCAUCACCAAGCUGGUCAAAAUGCUGCAGCACAAGCAAGUGCCUCCCAAUCUCCACCUCUCGAAGCUCAACCCCAACAUCGAUCUCUCAAACUUCUCCUGCGUGAUGCCGGACAAGGUGCUGCCCUGGGCUUCCGCCUCAGCAUGCUCGGGAGUGAGCUCCUUCGGCUUCAGUGGCACCAACUCCCACGUGAAUGUGCAGGAGGCGCCUCAGGCGGAGCUGGAGGCGGUGCUGGCGAGCCUGACCGAGCGCCCGGUGAUGAAGUGGACGCGAACAGAUCUGUCCUACAGGGACUGGGCACAACAGCUUUGGUGGGGCGUCUCCUGGCAACCUUUCAAGCCAGCUGAGACCGCGACGCCAUCGGCCGAGGAGUGGCUGGUGGUGGGCGAUGGCGCCGACUUCUUGGCCAAGGUGGGAGACGUGGUGCCCAAGGCGACGGCCGUGGGCCUCCAGAAGUUGGCCUCGGAGAAGGAGGUGGACCAGCUGCUGUCACGGACCUGGUCCACCGUGGUCUUCGCCGGUCUCAGCUCGGAGCCUUCCUUGGAGGGGCCCACCUUGGCGGCGCUUUUGCGGCUGGUCCAAGGUUUGGCCAAGGCUGGCAAGGCGGUGCGUUUCCUGGUGCUCACGGCUGGGGCCCAGAGCGCCGCCGGCGACAUCGGCCGCGGUGUGUUGGGCGCGGCGGUCUGGGGCUUCGUGCGCUCUUUGCGCCUGGAGCUGCCGCUGUUGCAGCUGAAGACCGUGGACCUGUCCAGCGACCUUGCGGAGUUGGAGACGGAGCUGCGCGCUGCGGGCACCUGGCCCAGCGACGAGGAGCAAGCGGCGGAGGCGGCCGAGGUGGCGUACAUCCAGGGCGAGCGGUGCGUGCCGCGGCUGCGCCUGGCGCCGGUGCCGCCGGGCUCCGCACAGCUGGAGGCCUCUGGCAGCCAGCUGAUCUCCGGCGGCUUCGGGGGCCUGGGCCUGUCCAUUGCCCAGGAGCUGGUGGACAUUGGCGCCAAGACCCUCAUCCUGGUCUCCCGCAGCGGGAAGACGCCAGCGGGUGACGAGAAGCUGCAGCAGAUGUUCCAGGCCUUGUCCUCGUCCUCGGCGACGGUCCACGCCUGGUCGUGCGAUGUCGCGGAUGCAGCCAAGACCAAGGAGAUGCUGCAGAAAGCCAGGUCCUUGGACGCGCCGCUGAAAAACGUGGUGCAUGCCGCUGGCAUCAUCGACUUCUGCGAGGUGACCAAGCUCACCGUGGAGGGCAUGAAUUCAGUUUUCAAGCCCAAGGUCUCUGGAGCGUGGAACCUGCACAGCGGUAUGGAUGGCGAGGAUGCGAAGACGCUGAACUCUUUUGUGCUCUUCUCCUCGGUGUCUUCUCUCAUCGGCUUGUCCUCAGGGGUCACCUACUCCGCCUCCAACGCCUACCUGGACGGGCUCAGCCUCUGGCGCCGCGCUGAAGGCCUGGCCGCCAGCAGCCUCCAGUGGGGCCCGGUCGCAGACGUGGGCAUGGCUGCCAAGGGAGAGGCCCAUGGAGCCUCCGAUUCGGCCUUGAAGCUCAUCUCUCCCAAGCACGUGCGCAACGCUUUCCAGCGGGUCCUGGCCAAACCGUCCCUGCCCCACCAGCUGCUCUUCGCCCGCGCUGACUGGUCGCGGUUCAUGCAGCAGGUGGGCACUCUGGUGCCGGUGCUGGUGGAAUCCAAGGCCAGCGCCGCCGCAGCCGGGGACAGCGGCGCGCUGAAGGCUCUGCAGGGCCUGGCGCCGGAGGUACUCCAAGGCAAGCUGGAAGACAUCGUCCUGGGCGUGGCCCAGGGCGUUUUGGGCGAGAUGUUGGAGUCGGAGGCGCCGCUGAUGGAGUCGGGCCUGGACUCCUUGUCGGCCGUGGACUUCAGGAACCAGGUGGCGAAACAGCUUCCUGGUCUCAAGUUGCCCAACACCCUGAUGUUCGACUACCCCAGCCCGCAGGCCAUCGCCAAAUACGCGGCCGCGCAGCUGGCGCCGGCGGCCGCGCCUGCGGCCGCCCCGGCGCGGCUGGCUUCGGCGGACGAGCGCGGGCCGCUGGCCACGCUGGGCAGCGCGUGCCGCUUCCCGCUGGGCGAGGACUGCGAGACGUUUUGGGCUGCCCUGGUUCAGAAAACAGAUGGCGUCACUGAAAUCCCCUACGAGCGAUGGGAUGUGGACGAGUACUACGACCCCUCUCCCAACGCGGUGGGGCGGAUGUACGUCCGGCAUGCUGCCUUCAUCCAGAACGCCGAAUCCUUCGAUGCGGCGAUGUUCAGCAUUUCUGGAGCAGAGGCGGCCAGCAUGGACCCGCAACAGCGCAUUCUGCUCGAGAUUGUGCAGGAAGGCUUCCAUGCCGCGAAAGCUUGGCUCGGAGUUGGGGGCGCGAGCUCACCUUUGAGCACCAAAGACAUCGGCAGCUUCGUGGGGGAGUGCAACAAUGACUGGGGCCACUUCAAGAAUUUGGAGACGGACAAGAUGAAUCCCUUCAGCGGCACGGGCGGCUCCAUGUCCAUUUCCUCCAACCGACUUGCCUAUGUCUUCGGCUUCAGAGGUCCCAGCGUCACCUCGGACACCGCGUGCAGCUCCUCCCUGGUCGCGCUGGACAUGGCCUGCGCCAACAUCGGCCGGAACCGCUGCAGCGCCGCGGUGUCCGCGGGGGUGAACAUGAAUUUGCUGCCUGGGCCCUUCGUGGCCUGCUGCCAGGCCAAGAUGCUUUCAGAGGGCGGACGCUGCAAGACCUUCGAUGCCUCUGCCGAUGGCUACUCCAGGGGCGAGGGCGCGGGUACUGUGUUGGUGAGACGCCUCAAGGAGCUGGAAGAUGUGGCCCUUUGCUCUGUGGCAGGCACUGCAGCGAAUCAGGACGGCCGCAGCUCCUCGCUGACGGCGCCCAACGGCCCUGCACAGCAGCAGGUGAUUUUGACCGCGUGGCAGGAGGCCGGGGCCAGUCCUGGAAGUGGGGACUACAUCGAGACCCACGGCACGGGCACGGGCCUUGGGGAUCCCAUCGAGGUCGGGGCUUUGUGCAGCACCAUGGGCCAGGGAAGGAGCUCCACUCUGUACGUGGGCGCGGUGAAGUCCAACAUCUCGCACCUGGAGGGCGCCGCGGGCAUCGCGGGACUGCUGAAGGCCUUGCACGCCAUGGAGAAGCGCCAGGUGCCGCCCAACUUGCACUUGGCUAGCCUCAACCCCCACAUCGAUGUGGAAGACGUGGACAUCAGCUUCCCCACAGAGUCGCUUGUGGAGCUUUCACAGGAGUCCCUGCGCAGCUUCGGCCUCUCCUCCUUUGGCUUCGGCGGCACCAACACCCACGUGUCAGCCUUCGCACCGACGGAGAAGGAGGCGAAAGCUGAGCCGCAGGAGAAGAUUGUCUUCAACAGGCAGCGCUUCAGCUGGUCGCAGACGAAGCACCCGCUCUCCGUGCAAUCCCGCCGAGGCGAGCCGGGCGUGACGGUCUUCGCAGCGCCCAUCAAGGGUAAGGUGCUGCAGCUCUUGUCGCACCACAUCAUCUAUGGCGAGAUCGUGGUGCCAGGAGCCACCUAUAUCGAGAUGGUCAUUGCUACCUCAGCCUUCCGUUUGGACAUGGCGAACAAGAAGUUCGCGCUGGAGAACAUCGGGUUUCAGAACCCCCUGGUGCUGCGGCCCUCCAACGACGACAAGGUCAACCCCGAGUUGAAUCCGGGCGUCGACCUGUACCUUCAGAUUCAGGAGAACGGGCGGUGGGCCAUGAGCAGCGUGGAGAGCGGGUCCUCAGAGGUGAUCAACACCCAUGCAGAGGGCAGCUUGAGCUUCAUGGGGCCCAAGGCGACGUCCUCGGCAGCGGAGCUUCGGCAGUUGCCGUUGGAGGAGAUCCGAGGGCGGUGCCCUGAGGAGGUGGAGGACUCGCGGAUGUAUGUGCCCUUUGCCAACAUCGGGCUGCCGCUGCAGCCCCGCUUCCGCACGGUGCGCACUAUCAAGCGCUCGGAGGACGAGAUCAUCGCCUGGGUGGCGGCUCAAGAAGACGGCACCAAUGCGGGCUUCGUUUUCGGUCCUGCCGUGAUUGACGGCUCCUUCCAAGCCAGCUGCGCCUUCCAGAAUCUCGAGGCCCUCCCGAGCCUGCGCAUUCCCCUGUCCAUCGACCGGGUGCAGAUCUUGGGCCAGGGUUUCUCCCAGAAGGUGUGGGUGCACCACGUUCUUCUGGAGAAUGGCGAGAAGCAGAUGGAGACAAAUGUGCAGCUGGCCAGGGAUGACUUGACCAUCGUGAUGACGAUGGAUCGGAUGCGUUUGCGAGAAGUACGACCAGAGCACAUUGCCAAGAUGUUGGCGGCUAGCGCUGGUGAUGCAGAUGAGGACCUUCUGGAAGUGGCUUGGGUGCCUCUGGAGAAGGCACCUGCGCAGGCGGACGCCGCGGAGGUUCCGCUCUUCGUGGGCGCCACCGAGCUGCAGCCGGCGCUGGCGGCGGAGUUCCCGGGCGCCGGCUUCGUGGAUGGAACCAAGGAGGCUUUGGAGCAGAAGUUGAAGGAGCCAGGCUUCACGGCGAUUCUUCACGUGGCCGCCCUCGAGGAUUGCCCGGAGAUGGAGGCUCUGCAGUCCGCGCUGUACCUGGCGCAAGCUGCCAUGCAGAAGACCGCGGACAAGUCCACCGUUCCGGGCAUCUGGUGGGUCACGAAGGGAACGCAGGAUCAGGUCACCCGGAGCUACCUGCAUGCGGGGCUCUGGGGCUUGGCGCGGACCUUCCGCAUGGAGGAGCGCUCUGUACAGCUCAGGUGCUUGGACCUGGAUGGCUCGCUGGAGACCAAGGAGGCGCUGUGUGGGGAGCUGAAGGAGUGGCUGCGGAAGCUCAAGGGCACGGAGGUGGAGACGGAGGUGGCCGUCGCUUCUGGGGAGGCCAACGUGAGUCGGCUCCAGCGGGCGAGCGCCGUGCCGCUGAAGGCGCAGGAGCUGCUGAUGAGCUCCCGGGGCAGCCUCUCCAAUCUCAGGCCAGUGCUGCAGGAGACCCGCAAACCCCCUUCGUCCAUGGAGGCGGAAAUCCGGGUGCGCGCGGUGGGCCUGAACUUCCGGGAUGUGCUGAACGUCAUGGGUCUUUACCCUGGGGAUCCGGGGCCACCUGGCGCAGACAGCGCAGGCACCGUCCUCUCCGUGGGCUCGGAGAUCACGCACAUCCGUCGGGGCGACGACGUCUUCGGAGAGUCCCCCGGGUGUUUGCGCACCUACAACUCCGGCAAAGCCGCGCUGUUGUCCCCGAAGCCCCGGUCCUGGUCCUUCGAAGAGGCGUGCUGCAUGCCUGUGAUCUUCGUUACAGUGGAGGAGGCCUUGGGAGAUUUGGCCCAGCUGAAGAAGGGGGAGAAGGUGCUGAUCCAUGCCGCCGCGGGCGGGGUGGGUUUGGUGGCCAUCCAAUACGCUCAGUUCGUGGGCGCCGAGGUCUUUGCGACCGCUGGCGCGGACGAAAAGCACGAGUUCCUGCGCUCCCUUGGGGUGAAGUACAUCACCAGCAGUCGCAACGGCGCCAAGUUUGAAGAGGACAUGAAGAGCUUCCUGAAGGAGUUGGGUGGCGAUGGCAUUGACGUGGUGCUCAACAGUCUCUCCCACGACGACUACAUCGGCCGCUCUUUGGCCCUGCUGAAGCCGGGCGGCCGAUUUAUGGAGAUCGGCAAACGAGGCAUUUGGAGCCACCAGCAGAUGUUCGAAGCGCGGCCAGACGUGAUGUACGAGAAGAUUGCCGCUGAUACCAUGAUGGACUUGGAGCAAUGGCGCUACAAUGCCUACAUGAAGCGCCUGGUAGACCGGGUGGAUGCAGGCGGACUGGUGCCCAUCAACAUGCACAUCUUUGAGGGCAUGGAGCAAGGGGUCACCGCCAUGCAGUUCCUGCAGCGUGCCAAGAACAUCGGCAAGGUGGUGAUCAGCCAAGCGAGCACUUUGAACCUGAAGCCGGAGGGGCACUACGUGCUCAGCGGCGGCAUGGGAGCUUUGGGCAUGGUCACGGCGCAGUACCUCCUGGAGGAGGGCGCCAAGUCCAUGACGCUGCUCUCCCGCAGUGGCAAGCCCUCUGCAGACAUCACGGACUUAUGGGCCCAGCUGCAGGACUCCAGCGUGGAGCUGCAGGCUGCGUCCUGCGAUAUCGCCUCCAUGGACGCAGUGCGCCAGCUGCAGGUGGCGCUCAAGGACAAAAACCUGGCAGGCCUCAUCCACUUGGCGGCGGUGCUGGACGACGCCACCAUGCCCAAGCUGACCCGGGGUCACCUGGAGCGCUCCUAUGGCGCCAAGGUGUGGGGCGCCCGGCAUUUGCGGAGCGGGCUCUUCAGCGAGAAGGGCUGGGACUUUGCGCUGCUUUUCUCGUCCACCUCGGCCUUGCUAGGCUCGCCGGGGCAGGGCAACUACUCGGCGGCCAAUGCAGCGUUGGACGCCCAUGCGCGGUACUGGAAGAAGGUCAAGGAGGAGAAUGUGGUGUCCGUGCAGUGGGGUCCGUGGCGCGAGGUGGGCAUGGCGGCGCAGAAGGGCACCGUGGAGCGCCUGCGCCAAAGCGGCGUGGGGUCUCUGAGCAACGCCUUUGGCAUGGCCGCCCUCGCGGGGUGCCUCAAGGCGCCCCUUUGCACCACUCUGGUGGUGCAGCCUAUGCGCUGGGCUCUGUAUCUCAAGCAGUACCCGAAGAUCCCCCCGUUCCUGUCUCGCUUUGCCAGCGAGGUGAAAUCCGCCAAGCCCAAGAAGGCAGCAGCGCCCCGCGCCUUUGCGGGCGGUGCUGUCGCAGCCGUGCCGCAGGUGGACAAGGCGUCCCUGCGGCAAAUGCUGCAGCAAAUCGCCGCGGAGGUGGCGGGAGCGGGUGUGGACCAGGAGACGCCGCUGAUGGACUCUGGCAUGGACUCCCUGUCUGCGGUGGAGUUCCGGAACCGCUUCAUUAGCAAGGUCCCAGGAAUCAACCUGCCCAACACGCUGAUCUUCGACUAUCCCACCAUCUCUUCCGUGGCUGACUUUGCUGCCAGCCAGAUGGGUCCGGCCCCCGCAGCGCCGGCGAUGGCUGCGGCCAUGGUGCCCGCUGGGCCAAGUGCCACAGAGGUGCGCGAGCUUUUGAAGCGCAUCGCCUCCGACACCACCGGUGGUUUGGUUGAGGAGGACAAGCCUUUGAUGGAGUCCGGCAUGGACUCGCUGUCCGCCGUGGAGUUCCGCAACCGCUUGGCCGGGGAGCUGCCCUCGCUGGACCUACCCAACACGCUAAUCUUCGACUAUCCCACCAUCGCUUCCGUGGCUGGAUACGCCUCAGAGCAGCUGGGCUCUGCAGCACCGAUCGCCGUGGCAGGAGCCCCUGUCAGCGGAGGUGGAUUGGAUGAGCCGCUCUCUGUCGCCGGAAUGGCAUCGUACUUCCCAGCUGCUGCUGCAACCAGUGCUGCCUUCCAGUGUGCCAUCACGCAGGGCGUGGAUGGCUCCGUGGAGGUGCCCUUCACUCGCUGGGAGCUGGAGGAGGUCUGGGAUCCCAACCCCGACGCCGUGGGCAAGAUGUACCCGCGCCACGGCGCCUUCGUGGAGGGCGCGGAGUUCUUCGACGCCAAGUUCUUCGGCAUCUCCCCGCCCGAGGCGAGGGCCAUGGACCCCCAGCAGCGCAUGUUGCUGGAGACCUCCACCAAUGGCCUGCUGGACGCGGGCCUGGAGAAGAGCAGCCUCAUGGGUAGCGAGGUCUCGGUGCAUGUGGGCUUGGCCAACAACGACUGGAUCCAGAUGCAGAGCUGGGAUUUCCGCAAGAUCAGCCCCUACACGGCCACAGGCAUGUCCUUCUCGGUGUCUGCGGGGCGUAUCUCCUAUGCCUUGGGCCUGAAGGGGCCCAGCUACAUCGUGGAUACGGCCUGCUCCUCCGCUUUGGUGGCUCUGGACUGCUCCGCCACGGCGCUGCGAAAAGGCCGGGCCUCCAGCGCCCUGAACACGGCGGCCAACGUCAUGGCCUCCCCCACCACGUACAUCAGCUUCAGCAAGCCCCGCAUGCUCAGCGCCCAGGGCCGCUGCUUCACCUUCGACGCCUCCGCCGACGGCUACGCCCGGGGCGAGGGCUGCGGGGCGGUGGUGCUCCGGAGGCCGUCGGAGGCGCAGAGUGCGGCAGCCACGGCGGACACGCCGGCGGCGACGUUGGAGCGCUGCGGGCUGCUGGGUGUGGCUGUGAACCAGGACGGACGCAGCUCCACCUUGACGGCGCCCAACGGCCCCUCGCAGCACCUGGUGAUGAUGGUGGCGUUGGCCGAGGCCAAGCUGGCGCCAGAGGAGGUGCUGCACAUGGAGUGCCAUGGAACCGGCACGCCUUUGGGAGAUCCUAUCGAGAUUGGUGGCUUGCGGUCACUCAACGCGACAAGGAGCCAGGAGAAGCCGCUGAUCCUCGCGGCCGUGAAGUCCAACGUGGGGCACCUGGAAGGGCCGGCCGCGUCCACAGGACUCGUGAAGUCCGUGGCGCUCAUGCAGCACGGCGCCUCCAUGGCAUCGUUGCACCUGCGGUCCUUGAACCCCAGCAUCGCGGCGCUGAGCGAGCUACCCUCCGCCUUCGCAACGGAGUCGAUGCAGUUCCGGAUGGAUGGCCGCUUGAGCCGCUUGGGCGGCGGACUCUCAUCCUUCGGCUUCGGGGGGACCAACGCGCACGGCGUGGUCUCCUGCGCCACCGAGGCGGGUGAGUCCUUCCGCCGGCAGCUGGCCAACACCCGGGGCAGCGCUCAAGCGGCGCUGCGCCCGGCGCGGCUGAAGUCGGUGGCCUUCGAGCGCCGGAACUUCGCGUGGCGCGAGGUGGGGUUCCGAUUCCUCCGCGCCAAGCCGGGCGAGGGCAUGUUCGAGGUGUCCAUGCGGAUGGACGUCUAUGACGUGGUGAAGCACCACGUGGUCUUCGGCUCCAUUGUGGUGCCCGGGGUGGUCUUUGUGGAGAUGGCGCUUGAGGCCACCCGAGAGCUCUUCGGCCCAGGAGUCCGCGUCACCGAUGUGAACAUGAUGUUCCCCUUCGUGGUGCCCGUGCGCGUGACCGGCGCAGAGCCGGCCGCGAUCAUGCGCUUCGUACUGAAGUCGGAGACGAGGUUCCAGAUUGAGAGCACCUCGGCCACCGGCACCGUCACAGUGCACGCGGAGGGCGGGAUCAACAAAUCCCCAGCUCGGGGCGAGGAGGCUGAGGCGGACAAUAAGGCCAAGGCGGAGCCCGUGGACCUGGAGAGUUUGAAGCAGCGCGUCGUGGAGGUGGUCCCGGCCAAGGACGUCUAUGCCGCCAUCGAUGGCGUGGGGCUCUACUUGGGCCCCAUGUUCCAGACCGCCAAGCAGCUCUGGCGCAAGGAGCCCGAGGAAGGCAGCGACAGCAACAUCAUCGAGGUGCUUGGGCGUCUGAAGCUGGAUGACGGAGUGCCCAACGUGGGCUACGUGCUGCACCCGGCGGUCUUUGAUGGCACCAUCCACAGCUUGGGCACGGCCUCGGUGGGCAAGAACGUGAACGACCUGAAGAUCUUCGGUGGCGUCGGCCGGGUCUCGGUGAUUCAGACCGAGAACUUCUCGCAGCACGAGGAGUAUUGGAUUUGGCUCAGCAUCAAGGAGAAGCUGGAGGCUUCCGAGACCUUCGACCUGAAGGUCAUGUCAAGCAACGGCACGGUGCUGAUGCUUAUGGACAACGUGGUCUUCCGGAAGGUCUUGCCGGAGCAGAUUCAGAUGGCCAUCGCCGCGCAGUCCACUCCGGAGGAUGAUCAGAAGAUUUACGAGAUCGAGUGGCAGGCUGUGACAGAAGUGGAAGAGCCAGACAUGAAAGAAGAGAAGUGGCUGAUCCUGCACAACGAAGGUUCCAAGAGCCUCGUUGAAGAGCUUAAGAAGGAGCUGGGCGCCGGUCACUGCUACGCCGGCCUGGAGGAUGCUGACGCCUGGGGGAGUCUGUCAGACUUCGCCAGGGUGGUGAGCCUUGCCGGCAUCGCGGCCUUGCCCAGCGGCUCGGAAGCUGCGGCCAAGGAAGUGCUGGAGGUCCUAGACGGCACCAUGCGGCUCAUGCAGGCCCUGGCGGGCGCAGAGGGUGUGGAGCUUUGGUUGCCCAGCUGCCUGGCCAACGCUGUGGCGGAGGGCGAUUUGCAGGGCCUCGGCGCGGAGUUCCCAGCGAGCCACGCGGGGCUGUGGGGCUUGGCCAAGGCCUUCCGGAACGAACAUCCGGAGUUGCCUCCUGCCGUCACCUUCGACCUGGAGGAAGCGGUGUGCAGGUCCCCCCAGCUCUUGGCGCAGCAGCUGAAGAGCCUGCAGCGCCAGCGCGCCGGCGGCCUCACGGAGCCCGAGCUGGCGCUCCGCGGGAGCGAGGGUCCGAAGCUGUGGAUGCCUCGGCUCGCGGACUGCACUCAGCGCUUGCAGCAGGCCAAGGGCGACGAUCCCACCUUCGGCCCGGAGGGCACGUACGUGGUGACAGGCGGCACGGGGGCUUUGGGCCUGGUCUUCGCAGAGUGGUUGGUGCAGCAAGGCGCGCGAAACUUGGCGCUGCUGAGCCGCAGCGGUCAAGCGCCUGCGGACUCCAAGGCAGCCCUUCGGAAGUUGGAGAAGCAGAUGUCCAAGCUGGAGAACGCCACGUUCUCCACGCGGAAGUGCGACAUCAGCUCUGCUUCCGAUGUGCGGCGUGUCUUCACCGCACUGUGCGAUGAGAAGCACGUGGUGAAGGGCAUCGUCCAUGCGGCGGGCACCUUGGCUGACGGCCUUAUCAAGGACCAGACCCGUGAGAACCUGCAGCUGGUGUGUUCCGCCAAGGUGGAUGGCACCUUGCACCUGCACUCCGCCGCCAGUGAGCUGAAGCUGCCUUUGGAGGAGUUCUGGCUGUUCUCCUCGGUGGCUGCGAUGAUCGGCUCCGUGGCGCAAGGCAACUACUGCGCCGCCAACGCCUUCAUGGACGCGGUGGCCGGGCGGCGCCGGGCCGCGCAGCUGCCGGCGGUGUCGCUGCAGUGGGGCCCCUGGGCGGACGUGGGCAUGGCAGCCCGCGCCGGCACCUCCGAAGGCAGCAUCGCGCGCCUGGAGCUGUCGCGGGGCCUGGAGGCCAUGGCCUUGGUGCUGGGCGCCAAGGUCUCGCUGCCGCUCUCAGGCACGGUGGGUGUGGCGCGCAUCAAGUGGAAGUCCCUGCUGGGACAAAUGCCCAAGGUGCCGCCAGCGCUGAGCAGGUUCGGCGGCGCCGGGGGCAAGAAGUCGGCCGCCGCGGCGGGCGCCAUUGUGAGUGCUGACGACAUCAAGGGCAUCGUCGUGGGGGUGUUGCAGGAUGUAUUGGAAGGAGCUGGCGAUCUCGACCUGUCGACUCCGCUCAUGGAGAUGGGCUUGGACUCGCUGGCAGGGGUGGAGUUCCGGAACCGCCUGCAGGCCUCCUUUGAAGGGCUCACCCUGUCCUCGACACUGAUGUUCGACUACCCCACAGUGCCCGACCUGGUGGAUUUCAUCUACUCAGAGGUGGGCCCGGCGGAGGAGGAGCAGCAGGGCGGCGCCGUGGUGGCCGGGGACUCCGGCGCCAUGCUGGCCAUCGCUAGCCACGCGGGCCGCUACCCGGGCUGCCUCACGAACGACGUGCAAGAGUACUGGCACAACAUGAGCCUGGGGCUCGACACCACGACGGAGCUGCCCCCAGAAAGAUGGGACAUGGACGCCUACUACGAUGCAGAUGUGGACGCGCCAGGCAAGACCUACGUGAGGCUUGGGCACUUCAUCCCAGGCAUCGACCAGUUCGACGGGGACUUCUUCGGGGUCUCCGAGGCGGAGUUGCGCGCUAUGGACCCUCACCAGUGGCUGGCCUUGGAGAUCAGUUACGAAGCCUUCCACGCCGCUGGCUUGGACAAGGAAGCCUUGCAGGGCAUGGACUGCGGUGUCUACGUUGGCUGCUGCAACCUGGGCGGCAACGAUGUGGAUCCUGCCGGGCUGGGGCCGUUCUCCAACAUCGGCUUCGCCUACUCUGGUCUCUCAGGCCGCAUCUCCCACGUCUUCUCCCUGCGUGGCCCGUGCUUCACCAUCGACACGGCCUGCUCAUCGACCAUCGUGGCCUUGGACUCCGCUUCCUCCUCGUUGAAGCUCGGGAGGUGCCAGAGUGCGGUUGCCACCGGUGCCAACGUCCAGCUGUCGGGGUGCAUUUGGGUGGGUUUCUCCAAGAUGCGCGGCCUGGCCUUCGACGGGCGCUGCAAGACCUUCGACUCCCGCGCGGACGGCUUCGCGCGGGGCGAGGGCCUGGGCUCCGUGCUGCUGCGCAAGGGCUCGGAGAAGGGCGACGAGGAUCUGGUGAAUCUGACGGGUGUGGCCAUCAACCACGACGGGCGGGCCGCAACCAUCACGGCGCCCAACGGCACGGCGCAGCAGCGGGUGCUGCGCACCGCGCUGGCGGAGCGCCAGACCAUGGGGGAGGACGUCACCUGCAUCGAGUGCCACGGCACUGGCACCGCCUUGGGCGAUCCCAUCGAGGUCGGCGCCUUGCGUGCCGUGUAUGGCAAGGGCCGGAGCGAGACCCAGCCGUUGAUCUUGGCGGCGACCAAGAGCAACAUCGGGCACUUGGAGGGCUCUGCCGGUGUGGCGGGCAUCUCCAAAGUCAUCCUGGCCAUCACCAAGGCGCAGAUUACGCCGAAUCUGCACCUCGAGACCCUGAACCCCAACAUUGACCUGACCGGCUUCCAGGUAUUGAUGCCAGACAAGCUCAUCGAGUGGAAGAGCGCUUCCCUGCGCUCGGGAGUGUCCUCAUUCGGCUUCUCCGGCACCAAUGGCCACGGCAUCAUGGAAGCCACGGCAUCCACAGAGCCCAAAGAGCUGCGCAAGCCCGCCAAGUUCGCUCGCAAGGUGCUGAAGCCCUGGCGCAAUUGGCUGCAGACGGUGCUGUACCUCGAAGAGUGGCGUGAGGCGGCGCUCGCGCCCAGCGGAACCUUCCCCACGCCUCUUGGGGUCAUGGCAGCGCCCAAGCUGGCGGAAGCUGUGCUCGGCGGUACGGAGGGCGCGGCUCUUCCGACCUCGCCGGCGGACAUGGCGGCGGCCAUGAAAUCGACGCAGUGCGCCGUGUUCGCCUUGUCAGAGGCUGAGCCGCUGCCCGGCACAGUGCUCGAGCAGCUGGUCCACUUCCUGCAGUCCGCCAACUUGGCGGAGCAGCCGAAGAUGCUGCUGGUGGUCACUCGCGGCGCCCACGACGCCACCCGCGAGAAGUUCGACGCCUCGGCGACCUUGUGGGGCGUGGUGCGCUCGGCACGCAUCGAGAUGCCACGGUUCGUGAUCAAGGCGGUGGAUGUGAGCGCCACAGCCAGCGACCAGGAGGUCGCCAAGGUGGUGCAAGCAGAGCUUCAAGGCCCGGAGACGGAGGUGGAGGUGGCAUAUUUGGGUGGCCAGCGCUGUGUGCCGCGGGUGGUGGAGGCACCGGAGGCUGCGGCCACCAACCUGCAGCGCCAGGACGCCAUGCGGGACGCCCCAGAGGAGUCCGCGAAGCAGGUGAAGAAGGGCCUCCAAGUGGUGACUGGCGGCCUCGGCGGCCUCGGCCUGGUGGCAGCCGAAGAGCUGGCUGCCCUGGGCGCGCCAGGUCUCAUGCUGACAUCUCGGAGCGGUCGAGUUGCUGCGGGUCAGAAGCGCUUAGAAGAGCAGCUCCGACGGCUGCAGGGCUUGCCUGGAUUGACCGUCCAGCUGAAGGCCUGCGACGUGGGCAAACAGAGCCAAGUGGCGAGCCUCGUGAAGGAGGCCAAAGACGCCAUGGAUCCGGUGACAGGCGUGGUGCAUGCUGCCGGGGUCUUGGAGCGUUGCCCGCUCGCAGAGCUGGAUGCUGGGCGCUUGAAGAAGGUUUGGGAGCCCAAAGCUGCCGGGGCCUGGUACCUGGGCUCCAAUGACCUGGAGACCUUCGUGCUCUUCAGCUCGGUGUCCUCCACCAUAGGUCUGGCGGGCGCGGCGGCCUACGCAGCGGCGAACUGCUACCUCGAUGGCCUCGCCGCGUGGCGCCGAGACAAAAACGCGCCCGCGCUGAGCCUCAAGUGGGGCCCGGUGUCGGAGGUGGGCUUGACGGCGGAUGCCGGCAGCGACAACUUGGAGGCGAUGGCGUUGAAGACUCUGUCCCCGGCGCAGGUGGGCACGGCUUUGCGGCUCUGCCUGGCCGGGCCCACGCCGAAGCCGGAGAUGAUGCUGGCCAGGGUGGAUUGGCACGCCUUCAUGCGCGAGGUCGGAAUGGAGAUUCCACAGUUCAUGGAGCUGCAGUCCAAGACGGCUGGGGCAAAGGCGGCGACGCAAGGUGCUGACAGCACGUUGGCGCUGCUGCCGCUGGAGCAGCGCCGGGACCAGGUGCUCAGCUCCAUCCGCUCCGCCGCCGCCACCAUGGGACUCGAAAUGGACGACAACACGCCCCUGAUGGAGGCCGGUAUCGAUUCCCUUUCCGCGGUGGAGUUCCGCAACAAGGUCUCCAGCGAGUUCCGCUCUGUGCGUCUGCCCAGCACAUUGAUGUUCGACUACCCGACGCUCACGGCUUUGGCCGACUACGUCUCUACGCAGCUGGUGCCGGACACCUCAGUGGCCACUGCCGCGCCAGCCGCGGCCCUGCAGCUGGCGAAGGGCGGCAGCGAGCACAUCGCGGUGCUGGGGGGCGCCUGCCAUUUGCCAGGAGACAGCUGGUCCCUUGAGAAGUUUGACUUCAUGCUGUCGCAGGGUGUGGAUUGCAGCGUCGAGAUGCCGCAGAACCGCUGGGAUGUGGAUGAUUACUAUGACCCAAAUGCAAGCACAGGCCUGAAGAUGUACGUCCGGCAUGCUGCCUUCAUCGAGGGCGUGGAGCUCUUCGCGGCCACUGCCUUCAACAUCAACAAGGCAGAAGCAGAGACCAUGGACCCGCAGCAGCGGCACUUGUUGGAAGCGGCCUUCGAGGCGUUCACUGCAGGAGGCUUCAGCAAGGGCCAGCUGAUGGGAAGCUACGGAGGCGUCUUUGUUGGCCAGGACAAGUGCGACUGGAACCGCAUGAUCACCGGUGCCCAGAGCGGGCCGUACGCGGCCACUGGAGGUUCGUCCUCCAUCAGCGCCAACCGCAUCAGCUACGUGCUGGGGCUGAAGGGCCCUUCAGCCACCAUGGACACCGCUUGCUCCUCCUCCCUGGUGGCGGCGGACACCGCGGCGGUGACGCUGCGCCGGCGCCGCAGCGACCUCGCGGUGGUCUGCGGCGUGAACAUGCUUCUGCUGCCGCAGACCUUCGUGGCGUGCUGCCAGGCGCAGAUGCUCUCGAAGCCGGGCCGUUGCCGCACCUUCGAUGACUCCGCCAGCGGCUACGCUCGCGGCGAGGGCGUGGGCGCCCACGCCCUGGAGCGUAGCGGCAGCCAGCAGAAGGUGGUGGAGUUAAGGGGCUCGGCGCUGAAUCAGGACGGCCGAAGCUCGAACCUCACCUCGCCCAACGGCCCGUCACAGACGGCGGUGGUGCUGGCGGCCCUGGCGGAGGCGCAGGUGCAGGCGGCGCGGCACAUUUGCCUCGAGACGCACGGCACCGGCACCGCCCUGGGUGACCCCAUGGAAGUUGGCGCCCUGCAAGCCGCGCUUGGCGGGAGUGGGCGAACCGCGCCACUGCAGCUGGGGGCGGCCAAGACCAACGUGGGGCACUUGGAGGGCGGCGCAGGUAUGGUGGGCCUGCUGAAGCUUGCCUCGCUGCUCUCCUGCGACUGCAUGCCUUCGAAUCUGCACCUGCACGACCUCAACCAGCACAUUGCUGAAGACAUCGGGGACUUCGCGGUGCAGUUCCCCUCAGAAGCUUGCACCAGCAAGUCGUUCCCCUGCGCUUCGGUGAGUUCCUUUGGCUUUGGCGGCACCAAUGGCCAUGUGCUGCUGGCCAGGGUUCCGAAGACGGCGGAGAAGGGAGGUGAGCGCAAAAGCCUGCCGCAACCCCAUGCGAAGAAGAAGGUCGCCUUCCUCUUCACAGGUCAGGGCUCUCAGUACGUGGGCAUGGGCAAGCAGCUCUAUGGCUCCGAGCCCGUGUUCCGCGAGGCCAUCGACCGCUGCGCCCAGCUGCUGGACAUGCCGCUGCUCGAGGUCAUGCACACGGAGAAUGACGAGGGGCUGCUGAACCAGACCCAAUUCUCGCAGCCCGCCAUCUUUGCGAUCGAGUAUGCGCUCAGUGAGCUCUGGCGCUCCCGCGACCUGGAGCCCAGCUGCGUCCUGGGCCACAGUGUGGGCGAGUAUGCCGCUGCAGUGGUUGCAGGGGUGCUGUCCCUGGAAGACGCCGUGCGCCUCAUCGCGGCCCGGGGCCGCCUCAUCGCGGAGAAGUGCGAGCCGGAGGUGGGCACGAUGUCGGCCCUCUUUGCGCCUGAGAAGGACGUGAAGGCUGCCAUUGCCAAGGCCAAGGUUUCUGACUCAGAGGUGUCCGUGGCUGCGAUCAACGGGCCCAAGAUGACCGUCAUCAGCGGUCGCAAGGACGCGGUUCAGAAGGUGGGAGAGGUGUCGGGGGUCACUAGCCGGCCACUGACGGUGUCCCACGCCUUCCACUCCGCGCUCAUGCAACCCAUGCUGGAAGACUUCCGGCAAGAGGUGACGAAGGUGGCCUUCUCAGAUCUGACGCUGCCCUUCUUUUCCACGCUGCUGGGCCGCGAAGCGAAGGCUGACGACCUGGCCAAGGCGCUGUGGGCCGUCGGGCCGCGGGCCGUGGGACCGGGCGCCGGGCGCCGCGGGUUCCUCAGUUAG
Molecule: messenger RNA, 16818 nt
Organism: Effrenium voratum
Lineage: Eukaryota; Dinophyceae; Suessiales; Symbiodiniaceae
Source: the annotation of a GenBank genome assembly